UUUUGCCCUGUUCGUGCGUGGAGGCGCCAGCAGCGUAGCGCACACGUCCUCAUCCUACCCCCAGCUCCCAAUACCACGAUGCUCUGUGCGCGCGCCCCUUACAUGCGCGGCUUCGCCGCCCGGCGCACGGCCCUCUCGGUGUACGCGCUCUCCUCUCGCUCGUUCUCGCAGUCGGCGCGGGCGUUCGCUGCGGCGCAGAAGAUUGCCGUGAAGAACCCGGUCGUCGAGCUUGACGGCGAUGAGAUGACACGCAUCAUCUGGAAGAAGAUCAGGGAGGAGCUCAUUCUGCCGUACGUGGACCUGAACAUCAAGUACUAUGACCUGGGAUUGGAGGCGCGCGAUGCGACGGACGACCAGAUCACGGUGGACGCAGCCAAGGCCAUUUUGGAGAACAAAGUCGGCAUCAAGUGCGCAACCAUCACGCCAGAUGAGGCGCGCGUCAAGGAGUUCAACCUCAAGCAGAUGUGGCGCUCCCCCAACGGCACCAUCCGCAACAUCCUCGGCGGCACGGUCUUCCGUGAGCCCAUCAUCCUCGAGCGCGUCCCCAAGCCCGUUCCGGGAUGGGUAAAGCCCAUCACCAUCGGCCGCCACGCAUUCGGUGACCAGUACCGCUCGACGGACUACAUCGUCCCUGGCGCAGGCCGCCUCGAGCUCGUCUUCACCCCCAAGGACGGCUCCGCCCCCACCACCAUGAACGUCUUCGACUUCAAGGACCCCGGUGUCGCCAUGGCCAUGUACAACACCGAUGAAUCCAUCACUGGCUUCGCCCACGCUUCUUUCAAGAUGGCGCUCGCCAAGGGCGCUCCGCUCUUCAUGUCCACGAAGAACACCAUCCUAAAGAAGUACGACGGCCGGUUCAAGGACAUCUUCCAGGAGAUCUAUGAGGCGCAGUACAAGGCCGACUUCGAGAAGAAGAGCAUUUACUACGAGCACCGUUUGAUCGACGACAUGGUCGCGCAGGCGAUCAAGAGCUCGGGCGGGUUCGUGUGGGCGUGCAAGAACUACGACGGUGACGUGCAGUCGGAUAUCUUGGCGCAGGGCUUCGGCUCGCUGGGGAUGAUGACCUCGGAGCUGAUCACGCCGGACGGGGAUGUGAUUGAGUCGGAGGCGGCGCAUGGGACGGUCACUCGGCACUACCGCGAAUGGCAGAAGGGCAACGAGACGUCGACAAACCCGGUCGCGUCCAUCUUUGCGUGGACUCGCGGCCUGCUUCACCGCGCCAAGCUCGACGGCAACGAUGCGUUGACGGCAUUCUGCAAGGACUUGGAGGCGUCGUGUGUCGAGGUCAUCGACAAGGACGGCAUCAUGACGAAGGAUCUUGCCCUGGCUAUCCACGGCAAGAACAUGAAGCGCGAGCACUGGGUCGUCACAAACGAGUACAUGGACGCCGUCAACGACAAGCUCAAGAGCAAGAUCGCGGCACGUACCGCUUGAUUGCGGAGGUCGAUGAGCCCAUACCCUUGGUUAUGUAUGGAUUGAUUUCGGUGCACGCACCUGUAGUACUUAUGUCGAUAGGUCGUCGCGCUCCUAAAAAUGUAUAUUGUGCAUAUUCA
Molecule: messenger RNA, 1553 nt
Organism: Schizophyllum commune H4-8
Lineage: Eukaryota; Fungi; Basidiomycota; Agaricomycetes; Agaricales; Schizophyllaceae
Product: isocitrate dehydrogenase NADP-dependent
Exons: 6
Coding region: 79-1434 (451 amino acids)
Biological process (GO): isocitrate metabolic process
Cellular component (GO): mitochondrion
Molecular function (GO): isocitrate dehydrogenase (NADP+) activity; NAD binding; magnesium ion binding
Source: RefSeq, a predicted model, not a curated record